AUGGGGAACCGAGACGAUGAAUACGAUUUUUUGUUCAAAGUCGUGUUGAUCGGGGACUCGGGUGUGGGCAAGAGUAAUCUUCUGUCUCGAUUCACAAGGAAUGAGUUUAACCUGGAGACGGGGCAGGAGCGCUACAGGGCCAUCACCUCAGCGUACUACAGAGGGGCCGUGGGAGCACUUUUAGUAUAUGACAUUGCCAAACAUUUGACGUAUGAAAAUGUGGAGCGUUGGCUAAAAGAGCUGAGGGAUCAUGCGGACAACAACAUUGUGAUCAUGUUGGUUGGAAACAAGAGCGACCUGCGCCACCUCAGAGCUGUCCCCACAGACGAGGCCCGGGCCUUCGCAGAAAAGAACAAUCUGUCUUUCAUAGAAACAUCAGCCUUGGACUCGACAAACGUUGAAGAGGCCUUUAAAAAUAUUCUUACAGAAAUAUAUCGAAUUGUAUCGCAGAAACAGAUUGCUGAGCGGUCGGCUCAUGAUGAGUCUCCAGGGAAUAAUGUGGUGGACAUCAGUGUGCCACCAACCACCGACGGCCAGAGAGGGAGCAAGCUGCAGUGCUGUCAGAACCUGUAG
This is a messenger RNA of Knipowitschia caucasica, 573 nucleotides long. The record is from the annotation of a GenBank genome assembly. Lineage: Eukaryota; Metazoa; Chordata; Actinopteri; Gobiiformes; Gobiidae.